Molecule: messenger RNA, 5682 nt
Organism: Cygnus atratus (black swan)
Lineage: Eukaryota; Metazoa; Chordata; Aves; Anseriformes; Anatidae
Gene: ATAD2
Product: ATPase family AAA domain containing 2
Exons: 28
Coding region: 223-4053 (1276 amino acids)
Biological process (GO): positive regulation of transcription by RNA polymerase II
Cellular component (GO): nucleus
Molecular function (GO): ATP hydrolysis activity; ATP binding; histone binding
Source: RefSeq, a predicted model, not a curated record
UCCAAAGGAAAAGAGCGGGCGAGGGCCGGUCUCCGUGAGCGCGGGGAGCCGGGAGGCGGCGGGAGAGCCGCGGCGGGAUGGAGGAAGGAAAGGAGAGGAGGAAGAAAGGGGAGAGGAGGGAGAUGGCGGGCUCCUUGUGAGGCGCAGGGAUCCGCAGAGGUUCACGGCGCCUCCUCAGCCGCCUCAGUGGGCGCCGCCCCCGCGCGUCCCUCCGCCGGCGCCAUGGUGGUGCUGAGGCGCAGCGCAGGGAGCCGCCGGCCGCCCCUGGCCGCCAUGGACGUGAGCUCCGAGUUCCUCUCGCUGCAGCCCGGCGGCAGGAGGACGAGCAGGGAGAGAGCAGCCCCGGCCGAUUAUUCUGCUGGCAGUAUUGAAUGUUUCAAUGGACACUGUUUAAGAUCAAUGAGAAAAAGCAUGCUGCGAUGUUCAGGCUCCAGCUUUGAGGAAAGUAUGGCAAUAUUGAGUGAAAAUGUCAACAGAGGACACUUUUCAAGGCAGUUGACAGAGCCGAAAUCAGACAGAAAGAAAGAAUAUAAUGCAGUCACCAGAACGCUGAGGACCAGAGCUGAUGUAAAAUCUGCGAGACAAGUCUGUGGAGAAAACGGGGAUUUGGAGCUGCGCCGAAGCUGCAGAGUUCGACGAAGUCGUUACCCUACUACAAACUCAUCCAUUCUGUUUGACAAACUUAUAACAAAUACUGCAGAAGUUGUGUUGCAAAAAAUUGAUGAAAUGGAGCAGAUCCGUAGAUACCAAAGAAGACGUUGGGAAGACGAGGAAAACCUUGAUAUCUUCACCUGUGUGAAUCCAGACUUUCAAAGAACUGCUAAACCUGGCAGUCCAGAUGAGAUUGUUGUACAGACAUCAGGAGAAAAUGAGAACAAAGAAAAUGAUGGUGAAGAUAUUCCAAAGCGUUACAACCUUCGGCAGAGGAAACCCGCUGAGCGCUAUCAAGCUCCAUUGGAAAUAAAACCAAAAGAACAAGAGAGAACUUACCCGGACCAGCCCCCUUCUGUCAGACAGAAAGAGUCACUUGAAAAUGCUGGGUCACAGAAAUCUUGCUAUAGAGGACGUACCAGACGGAGACGUGCAGCCCCCAGCAGUGAUUCUACAACCUCUUGCUCAUCUCUCUCACUUGGUAGCACAUGUGAUACGGAGGAGAGUGGUGAGAGCAGUGAGGACAACGAGAGCACAUCUUCAAGAAGGACUAUUCCAGUGCAACUUCAGAAACAUGACCUAAAGAGAGUUCAGAGGGAUCAAAAGAAAGUUGGAGGAAGUCAGGGAGAUCCAAUGCAAAUAGAUAGCGCGAUUGGAUUUGAUAACGUGGGUGGUCUUUCAGAACACAUCACAGCUUUGAAAGAGAUGGUGAUUUUUCCCCUACUGUAUCCAGAAGUCUUUGAGAGAUUAAAUAUUCAGCCCCCAAGAGGCUGUUUAUUCUAUGGUCCCCCAGGAACAGGAAAGACACUGGUUGCUCGUGCUCUUGCCAGCGAAUGUAGCCAAGGUGACAGAAAAAUAUCAUUUUUUAUGAGAAAGGCUUCAGACUGCCUGAGAAAAUACGUGGGGGAAUCAGAACGUCAGCUUCGUUCGUUAUUUGAACAGGCCUAUCAGAUGCGACCUUCAAUUAUUUUCUUUGACGAGAUAGAUGGUCUCGCUCCUGUGCGGUCCAGUAAACAAGACCACGUCUAUAGUUCCAUUGUCUCAACUCUUCUGACGCUUAUGGAUGGCAUAGAUAACAGAGGGGAGAUUGUGGUAAUCGGAGCCACCAACAGACUGGAUUCUAUAGAUCCUGCUUUACGAAGACCAGGACGCUUUGACAGAGAGUUCCUCUUCAACUUGCCAAAUAAAGAGGCUAGGAAAGAAAUUUUCAAGAUUCAUACUUGUGACUGGAUCCCUAAGCCAGCGGACAAGUUGCUUGAUGAGCUAGCUGAGAAAUGCAUUGGAUACUGUGGUGCAGAUAUAAAAUCCUUAUGUGCUGAAGCCGCGCUGUGCUGUCUGCGUCGAUGCUAUCCUCAGAUUUAUGCAAGUAGGGAGAAAUUGCAACUGGACGUUAAUUCUAUUAAAAUAAAAGCAAAGGACUUUUUUAUGGCUCUGAAGAAGGUUGUUCCAGCAUCAAACAGGAUUGUGGCUUCACCUGGACAAGCACUACCAUGCAUUUUUAAGCCACUUUUUGAAAAUUCAGUAGCAAAUAUUUUACAAGCCGUGCAGAAGAUCUUCCCGCAUGCACAGCUUGCGCUAAAGAAGGACCGACAGCAAGACAAUUUAAAUCCUGUUUUACAAGAUGAUAUACUUGACAGUGAUGACGACACAUCCUCAGUCUCUGGAGAUGAACUAACAGAUAAAAUGCCUGACAGACCAGAGAAAAAAUACCUCUGUUCCAGCAGGAGUGCUUUCUGCGAACCGACGUCGUGUCGGCCCCAUCUGCUAAUAGCAGGAAAAGCGGGAUAUGGCCAGGUUUCUUACUUGGCACCCGCGGUGUUGCACGCUUUGGAGAAGUUUCCCGUUCACACCCUGGACCUAUCCAAUCUGUUUACAAACGUUGCGCCGCCAGAAGAAAUAUGCGGACAGCUGAUCCGAAAUGCUCAGAAGACAGCACCAAGCAUAAUUUAUGUCCCAGAUAUCCAUUUGUGGUGGGACAACGUUGGGCCUGCCUUGAAACUUACUUUUCUAACUCUGCUGCAGAACAUUCCAGCAUUUUCUCCAGUUUUGCUGCUUGCUACAUCUGAUGUGUGUCACUCAGAUCUCCCAGAAGAGAUCCAAAAAUUAUUUAUUAAGGAAUUUGGAGAAGUUUGCAAUAUCAAGUUGCCUGGUAAGGAAGAGAGAGCAAAUUUUUUUGAGGACAUAAUUCUAAAUCAAACUGCUAGGCCUCCUGUAAAGAAAGCAGUUCGUCAGACAUUUGAAGUCCUGCCUGUAGCAUCAUCACCUGAGCCUCAGGAGCCACCAGAGGAAGAAGUAGGGCUGCUGGAGGAGGAAGAGGAGGAUACCUUGCGUGAACUUAGAAUUUUCUUGAGGGAUGUUACUCAGAAACUUGCCACUGACAGACGUUUCAAGGAAUUUACAAAGCCCGUUGACCCAGCGAAGGUACCUGAUUAUGCAACAAGGAUUAAAGAGCCGAUGGAUCUUUCAACAGUUCUGACUAAAAUUGACUCGCGCCAGUACCUAACUGCAGGAGACUUUCUGAAGGACAUCGAUCUAAUCUGUAACAAUGCCUUAAAAUACCACCCAGAUCAAAGACGUGCAGAUCGUCACAGAGCCUAUGCUUUGCAAGACACUGCAUAUUCUAUGGUGAGGAACGAAAUGGAUGCAGAGUUUCGCCAACUUUGUGAAGAAAUUAAAGAAUCUCGUGAGAAAAGAGGUCGCACCUCUCCAGCGCGUGCUCCAUGUAACGACUCCAAGCCACCACAGCAAAACCCUGCGACUGAAUACAACAAACCAGAUCGAGAGAGUAAUGAAAAUGCAAAGACGACAGCGGUACCCGUAGAUGCCAGUACACCCCUUUCUAAUGGUGCAUCAGAGAGAAAGCGCAGAAGGAGCAAAUCUAAAUAUGCUGCAGCAAAGAGAAGAAAGAGUUUUCAAUUCGAUAAAGAAAAUAGAGUACCAACAGAUGACCAAACCGAUAGCAGUGAAGAAGAGUUUCUGGAAAAACGUGUUUCUGGCAUAUAUCAAGCUGAACUUAAUGCUGAAAAGGAAAGUGCUAAGCUUCCUGAAUAUUCAACACUAAGAUGGGAAACUCUAGCUUCUGAAAAGCAAAGUUCAAAUGAUCCUUGGACACUUCAAAUGACUCCUACUGGAUGUUCUUGGGUAGAACGGAAACAGAUGAGUGUUGAGAAAAAUGUGGAAGUUUCUCCAGAGCCAGACCACGCAGUUAUUGUGGAUCGCUAUGAGCUCAAAAAACUGCUCCACGCUGUCGUUGAGCUAACUAAGGGAUUUGACAUAUUUUACUUGGAAAAAGUAUAUGGCAUCAUUAAUCAGUGUAUUUACAAACACCGGGAAGACUAUGACAAAACCAAUUUGGUGGAGGAAAUUAAGAAAGAAAUCGCAGUCUUCCAAUCUUACAAGUAAUGUGAUCCUCAGCAUACUUGGUUUCUACGCUCCAAAGGUUUUUGUUGCACGCUGUUCUGUUAUUUGUGUACAAUUUAGUAAAGAGUAUCAUAUACAGGUAUAUAAAAUUUCAUAUAUAGGUAUUUAAAAUAAAUUUAUCUUAAAACAAAUUUAAGUGUUUUUAUUUGAUAUUUUUGUCCUAUAUAUAUAGCUCUCUAUUUAUGAUGCUAUGUAUAUAUAUAUACAUGUAUAUGUGUAUGUAUAUAGCAUGAUAAAUAGCAAGCUUGCACAGAAGGAAUGGAAUAUACACAGUCUCUUGAGAUCACUGGGUAUAGUUUUCAUUUCCAUUACGCAACACCUUAGUUUUCUGUCUUCUUUUUAUCGGAGCUACUGCUGACAGUGCCUUUGUAACAGUGUAGAUUUGAACAUCUUUCAGAUACUUCCAGUACCUCUCUUUAAAAGAAAAUGACUGAAAACUUGAUAAACUUUUAACAUACUUUGUCAGCUAUUCAGAAUGUAUUUUUCUGAAGUAAUCUGUAGUGCUCUUUAUUCCACUGGACAUUACAUAAAGGUCUUAAAACAACCUAUAUAUGAAAUGCAAAUCCUUCAGAAACCUCUUGCUGCAGUUUAGUGCAGGAGGUAUUUUUAUGUCCUUUAGAAACCUGUAAACCUCCUUUACCUUAGUGCAGGAGGUAUUUUUUUUUUUUUAUAAUUUACUGAUAGCACCUUAAGGGGCUUUCAUAGUAUUAACACCCUAGAGAAACUUUCAUAGAAUUAACACCCUAGAGAAAGUAUGUGGGAGAAACACUUUCCACAAACAUAAGAUUUUUGCCUAUUAAAAGUAAACGACACAAAUAGAAGCAAAGCAAGAUUUGCUUAUUGAAACUUUCUAAUGCAAAGCGUAGUCUUGCUUCUAACAAUGACAAUCUUACUGAUACCAGAGAAUACCAAUUCAGUAUGAAAAGCUAGUUACAAGAAAGCCUUGUAGUUGAAUAAAUUUUCUACUGACCUGGAGAUAAUUAUAUUUGUUUAUUUCAUAAAAAUGAAUAUGUUGCUGGUGAUAAAUAUAUUUAAGUAAACGGAAAGCAAUAUUGAAGAUGGAUACCUCUUCAAACCAGCAGAGAAAAAUUUCUCUAUGAAUUUGACAGACUUUUAAGUUAAGGAUAAGGCAGGAAAGGUUUAUUUUUUCGAAAAUAAAAUUCUAUAUCAGCUGUGCUCAAAUAUGCAGCAGGAUAUGUUGCUGUUAUGUCACAUCUCGUACACAACACCUAGUGAUACCGAAUACCUAACUGUGCAAUCCCUGCGUCUGUUUUUCUUACGUAUGUUUCAGUUUUCUUAAUAUGCGGCUUUCUAGCAUGUGUCCAAAUAUCUGUGUACUAUGAAGAAUUUUUUCUUUCAUCUGUGGUGUUUGGAUAUGUAUCUGUAAAAAGUGAGCCACCAUUUGUUUUUGUUGUUGUUGUCGUUUUUUAAUCUUACACUUAAAAUGGUAUCAACUUUAAAAAAAGUUUGUGAUCAGCUUACCCCAUUCUUGUCUUCUUGGUUAUAUGUCAAAAGCAAACACAGGAGGAAGAAAAAUAUAUAUUGAAAAUUUACAUUUUAAUGUAUUAUUACAUUGAAAACAUAAUAAAGGAGUCAACCUCAUUUUUCCCU